Molecule: messenger RNA, 897 nt
Organism: Arachis ipaensis
Lineage: Eukaryota; Viridiplantae; Streptophyta; Magnoliopsida; Fabales; Fabaceae
Source: RefSeq, a predicted model, not a curated record
GACCACCAAAGCCUUGGAUUGCCAACUGGACUAAGGAGAAGUUGGUGGAAAGAAUGACUGCAGAAAAAGAAGAAAUUUUGGGGAUUGUGAAGAUGGCGGAGACAAGAGCAAGAGAAAAAAUGAAAGAAAAAGAAAAAAAAGAAAAAAAACAAGAAAUCAAAAAAACAAAAAAAAGGAAGGCGAGUCCAACAUCGUCUUCGGAGACAGAAACAGCUACUGACAGUGACACUUCUACCUCUGAGUCUGAGAGUCAACAAGACUCGGAGGAUUCAGCAAGAAAACACCCCAUCAAAAAGGGGAAAAAAAUGGACUCCAGAAAAAGAAAGCAGAGGCAAGAGGAGCCAGAUUCUGAUUCAGAAUCUGAAUCUAAACAAAGUGAUGAGAGUGAAGAAUCAUCACCUGCAGAGAAGGAGAAUGAGAAGAAAAAAACAAAAACAACACCAAAAAAAACACAACCAAAAAAGAAAAAAGUUCUUGUGGAGGAUUCACCUCCUAAAGAAGACCAAUACUUUCACGGUGAGACAUAUGAAAUAUCAAGUGAUGAACUGGAUGAAUGGCUAGGGCAAAACGUUGAUAAAUCUGCUGCAGAGGGGGAGAACCAACCUGACCUGCGAUCGACAGAAGGUCGCUAUGUGUCGUCUGAAACAAUACCGGCUGUGAACUUGGGAACUGAUGCUCCUUCCUCUCAAGGAAACACAGAACAGAGUAGUGUAAACCAGCCGUCACAGAGCAUGUUGAGUCCGUCUGAUUCGAAUAUGAUGGUUGUGAGGGAACAGACACCGUCCAAAGCGCUUGCAAUAGUCCCAAUUCAGGUUUUUGUGCCGGCAUCCCAAACAACCACAGAGACAGAUUUUGAACCAACCCCUAUGCUACAGAUUGAAGGGACUACAUAAAUUC